Messenger RNA from Fimicolochytrium jonesii, 2517 nucleotides. Its product is annotated as putative histidine kinase TCS1p. Gene Ontology annotation, biological process: phosphorylation; phosphorelay signal transduction system. Gene Ontology annotation, molecular function: phosphorelay sensor kinase activity. Bases 163 to 2304 code for a protein of 713 amino acids. The transcript is spliced from 5 exons. NCBI's taxonomy places the organism in Eukaryota, Fungi, Chytridiomycota, Chytridiomycetes, Spizellomycetales, Powellomycetaceae. The record is from RefSeq and is a predicted model, not a curated record.
UGGGGGUGCUCGAGGCACAGCGCUCGCCAAACCCUUUCAGCCCUUGCCCGUCCGUGGUAAACGGGAGAUAUUUCCCCUUCUAUUAUUCAGAGAACACCAACCUCCCCUCCGGCGGGUCUAAGCUCACAUUCGAGCCUUCAUCCCUUUCUCGCCAACGUUGCAAUGGAACACCACAUCUUCGCCCAGUUACCCUCGGCGUACGUCGUGUUGGACAGCGAGUACCGAAUUCUGGCAGCCACAGAGGGCUUCUUGACGGUUCUCUCUUUGGAAGGAGUUACGAGUACUAGAGAGGAGCUAAUCGGCACAAGCUUGUUCCAGCACGGCCGCUUGAAAGAGGAAGAGAACGCCCGCAAUCUCAGGAGGAUUUUGGACAGAGCCCUCGCCACCGGCCUGAAAGAAGGCUCUGCGCAUACAGGUCGCUCGGAAGACCCGCUUAACGGGCAUAUUUGGGAGUCGACUUGGACGACCGAAGCUCGACCCACCACUUGGGGCAAUCAACCAGCCAUCAUGUAUCACCUGUCCGAAAGCAAGACGAGGAGGAUUCACAGUAAGAGUUUCGACGAGAGAUUCAAGUCCGCCGAGCUUCUUCAGUUGCUCGUCAACAGCAUUCGUGACUACGCUAUUUUCAUGCUCGACUCCAGCGGCCAUGUUAUGACUUGGAACCCGGGAGCUCGACGUUUGAAGCUGUACAGCGAGGACGAAGUAGUGGGCAAGCACUUCAGCCUAUUUUACACACCCGAAGACAUCGCUAGCGGGAAACCAGAUCAUGAGCUUUACAAAGCGCGAACGGAAGGAACCGCCGAAGACGAAUAUUGGCGAGUCAGAAAGGAUGGUUCUCGCUUUUGGGCCAGUGUCUUGAUUACGGCCGUCCACAACGAUGACGGCGUGUUGAUAGGGUAUGCGAAGGUGACGCGCGACCUGACAGAAAGAAAAAUGUCGGAGCAGCGGCUCGUCGCUGUCUAUGAAGAGUCUGCGAAACUGAAGUCCGAUCUUCUUGCAAACAUGAGCCACGAAAUCCGGACACCGAUGAACGGAUCUCUAGCAGCUGCCGCGCUACUAGCCGAAACACCGCUAAACGAUGAGCAACGGAACCUUUUGUCCUUGAUGACAGAAUCUGGGACCACACUGCUGCGGGUCAUCAAUGAUAUUCUAGAUUAUUCAAAGAUAGAGGCGCAACGCAUCCAGAUCUUACCGGUGGUCUUCUCGCCCAUCCCGACAAUCGAGGAGAUUGUACGAGGAUAUGAAUUGCGCAUGCCGAAAGAUACAUACAUGUAUCUAGAGGUGGGGAUGGGGGUUCCAAAGUACAUUCUCGGCGAUUCCGUCCGUUUCCGUCAAAUCGUCGUGAACUUGAUUGACAAUGCGUUUAAGUUUACGGAAAAGGGAGCGAUCACCGUUUACAUCGAGUAUGAUCCCAUACAAAAUCAGGAGCCUAGCAGCCCCGUCGCCGAAUCCAAAAUGCAUUCAGGAAAGAUAUCAGUGACCGUGAAGGAUACUGGGAUAGGGAUGAGUGAGGAGACCAUCGGCAAGCUCUUCAUGCCGUUCUCGCAGGCGGAUCUCAGCUCGAAGAAGCGAUAUCAGGGGACGGGGUUAGGCCUGUCCAUCAGUCGACAACUUACGAUUUUGAUGGGUGGAAGCCUCACCGUCAAGAGCACUCUCGGAGAAGGCUCGACUUUCUUCUUAGAACUGCCUUUCCCCGCAUCGCGAGCGCCAAAUGCCGACAAAGGCACAAGCUCACUGAUGGGAGGGUCAAAUGGAGUCAACGGCAAGAACACGGAUGGUAGCUUGCAGAACGGCGUAGCCUCCAUUCUGACAACCAAACGGAUCCUUGUGGCUGAGGACAAUGAUAUCAAUCAACGCAUCGUCCGUAAGAUCCUCAAGCACAUCGGGUACGAGAAUGUCGUCAUUGCUUCCAACGGACGUAAAGCCGUCGACGUGGCUGUAGCUGCAGCCAAGGAAGGCAAACCCUUUGAUAUCGUCUUCAUGGAUAUUCACAUGCCUGUUUUGGAUGGGUACGAGGCAGCGGCCUUGUUGAAACUGUCAGAAGCAACAAAGAAAACGCCUAUCGUAGCGCUCACGGCGAACGCGCUGCUUGGCGAUCGGGACAAAUGUCUCGCCUGCGGAAUGGACGAUUAUAUCAGCAAACCCAUCGAUAUUACCCUCAUGGGUCGAUUGCUGGAAAAGUGGCUCUCACCCAAUAGAGGCGACAUGGAGAUUGAAGUGGGCGCCUUUUCAUCGGAAGCUCAAGGUGCAAGUCCGACAAGUCCGAUGGACCAAACCUCUCCAGUUCGCACAGCGACAGCAUAGGAUGAAUACGUCCCGCUUUCGGUCAGAGACGCCGUCUUCCACCACGGAACUAUAUCGCCCGCCCACUACAUCCCUCGAUACAGUGAACGAAGAAUGGCUGCCGCCAGCACUGGACAAUUUUCACUGAAUGCCCCACUCGCCGCGUGGCAGCGCUCCAGGAGACGUUUUUUCCCCAUCAUGCGGAAGAUGGACAACGCCUCAUAGAGGUCUCCA